UUAAGAAAUACUUUUCUUGAACUUUUUUUUUUUUUUUUUAAUAACACUCGGUGUUACCACAACACAUGUCCUGAAAUGUGAGAGCCGUCACGGGUGGAGGCCCGGCAGGUGCGAUUAGCCAGAGAGAAAGCGGCAGGAGCUGAACCCGAACUGUCAAUUACAUGUUUUGCAUUCAGACUUCUCUGUGCUUUGACUUGCAAGGGAGGUUGGGAAUCGGACGAAAGCCAUUGAGACGUUAACAAUGAAAGGAGGUUCUUACUGCUUCGUGUUAUUUCAGGGACAAACUGCUUACUAGAAAAUUGAUCUUGGCCACUCCUUGACAUGACUGGUUUGCAGAAUUAGUUCCCUUUCCUUUCCUGAAACCCAUUCAGCAUGGAAUCAAACAAUAGCCACUCUGGCAAGAAUCCUCUUAUACACACAAUGAAAAAAGAUUUCUGAGCUCUGCAGGUGAUAACCGAAGUCCGUCACACUUUUCACAGCAACCCAGAGGCAGCAGUGAGCUGGGCGAAAGCUCACGGGACUUCAUAGUAAUGGCUUUUGUAUUUAGAACUGUGGCCCAAUUAGCUGGAAUGUUGUUAUCUUUGCUGGGGUGGGUUUUAGCCUGUCUCACCAACUACCUGCCGCACUGGAAGAACCUGAACCUGGACCUGAACGAAAUGGAGACCUGGACCCAGGGCCUGUGGCAAGUCUGCGUCGUCCAGGAAGAGGUGGGGAGGCAAUGCAAGGACUUCGACUCCUUCCUGGCCCUGCCCGUGGAGCUCCGCGUCUCCAGGAUCCUCAUGUUCCUGUCCCACGGGCUGGGGCUCCUGGGCCUGCUGGUCUCGGGGUCUGGGCUGGACUGCCUGAGAGUCGGAGAGAGACAGCGCAAGUGGAAGAAGCGGCUGCUGAUCCUGGGAGGGGUCCUGUUCUGGACGGCGGGCGUCGGGGUCCUGGUGCCGGUCUCCUGGGUCGCCCAUGUGACCGUGCAGGAGUUCUGGGACGAGACCCUCCCGGAGGUGGUGCCCAGGUGGGAGUUCGGGGAAGCCCUCUUCCUGGGCUGGUUCGCUGGGUUCUCUCUCCUCCUCGGGGGGUGCCUGGUGACCUGGGCCGCCUGCUGCACCCAGGCUCCGCUGGCGGCGGGCCAGCACCCGGCGGCAGACACGCAGAAUCUCCGUCACCCCCUGGAGAUGAAAAACACUCGGCUGACAGUCUAAGCCCGAGGAUCCGGGCGGCCACUGCGCGGGGGACGCUUGCUGAGCCCGGGACCGGGUAGGAUUCCCUGCUGCCUGGUCACCCAGGCACCACGCUAGCAACUUUCUAACAUGCAUUUUCCCCAGGGGUGACUGGCUCCUUGAACUGUGAUUUCUUUCCCAGGCGGUAAACCACUUUUGUCUUCUACUCUGAGGCCAAAACCAAUCAAGACUUAAUAGUAAUCAUGCUCGUUUCUGCGGAGGAGUUUCCUCAAUUUUGAAAUAGACCCAGUGACUGCACAGAACUGGCAAAUGAAACAUUCUACCCGCGCUUACGCCCCUGAAGGUGUUACUCAUAGAGACGGGUCAUUCUGGCAGUGGGAGAUGUUACUGUUCAUC
This is a messenger RNA of Myotis lucifugus (little brown bat), 1568 nucleotides long. Its product is annotated as claudin-22. The transcript has a single exon. Gene Ontology annotation, cellular component: plasma membrane; bicellular tight junction. The record is from RefSeq and is a predicted model, not a curated record. Gene Ontology annotation, molecular function: structural molecule activity. The coding region runs from base 531 to 1193 and encodes 220 amino acids. Lineage: Eukaryota; Metazoa; Chordata; Mammalia; Chiroptera; Vespertilionidae. Gene Ontology annotation, biological process: cell adhesion; bicellular tight junction assembly.